UGUAGCUACAGUAGGAUAACACGCAUACCACCAAUAGACUACUGCAUCGCCUCCACGCGAAGUAUCACCGCCUCCCUUUCUCUGCGUACUUACUUUGCAGCUUCAGCUGCGCCGCUCAUCUUACCGUGUUGCUCGCACCAGUCGUCGCUGAUUUCCGGUGAUUCACACUUUUUAUUGUUUAAAAGGGGAAGAAUCUGUUGAAGGGCUUCAGAAUAGGAUUGUUACUCUAGAGGUUAUCGCACGACUUGUGUUUAUAAAUAUUGGUGUUUGCUAGAGUGCAAAAGGCUACCAACGAUUUUAUGCAUGGAGACAACAUGUCAGAUUAAAUUUUGAUACCCUGGUAUCCUAUUAAUAAAAUAAAAUCAAGUAGCUAAGAUGUCAUUGUCGUAUUUUAUCUUCAUUUUUCAGCACUGAAUACCUGAAGCACUGCUAGACUGUUGACUGACUAGCCUAACACCUACACUUUCACUACAAGGCGGUUUCUCUCUCUGGUAGGCAGUUUUUUUCUUGACAGUAGACUAUCAGCCUCAGCAGCUUGUGUCUGACCAUGUCGACCAUCGAAGAAAUCCCUGGUUUUUUUGGUAACAUGGGCUCAGGAAGCCCCAAUCCCCGCCAGAAAUUCUGUGGCGUGUUCUGUCCGGUGGAGGACUCAACCGAGAACAAGACACUGGAUUUCGACUGUCUGUCUAUGGGCAGGGCAGGUGGCAAGGCUGACAAACGAGUCAUCGACAAGCAGAGGGACAUCUCCAAGCCCGUCGCGAGGAAGGUUGAGAUCCGAAGAAGCACCGGUAAAGAGGCGCUACAGAACCUUAACGAGGAGAGUGACCGUCUCUUGAUCAAAGGGGGCAAAAUUGUGAAUGAUGACCAGUCCUUCCACGCUGAUAUCUACAUGGAAGAUGGGGUUAUCAAGCAAAUUGGGGAGAACCUCAUUGUUCCCGGCGGGGUGAAGACCAUCGACGCCUAUGGGCGCAUGCUGAUGCCAGGGGGCAUCGAUGUGCACACGCGCUUCCAGAUGCCCGACCGGGGCAUGACUGCGGCUGACGACUUCUACCAGGGCACCCGUGCUGCCCUGGCUGGGGGCACCACCAUGAUCAUCGACCACGUGGUGCCGGAGCCCGGGGUCAGCCUGGUGGCAGCCUUCGACCAGUGGCGUGAGUGGGCGGACAGCAAGUCCUGCUGUGACUAUUCCCUGCACGUGGACAUCACCGAGUGGCACAAGGGCGUGCAGGAGGAGAUGGAGGCUCUGGUGAAGGACCACGGUGUCAACUCUUUCCUGGUCUAUUUGGCUUAUAAGGAUGUGUUCCAGCUCACAGAUUCUCAGAUGUACGAGGUGUUUAGUGUGAUCAGGGACCUGGGGGCCAUUGCGCAGGUCCAUGCCGAGAAUGGUGACAUCAUCGCCGAGGAACAGCAUCGGAUUCUGGAGCUGGGUAUCACUGGACCUGAAGGUCAUGUACUCAGUCGACCUGAGGAGGUGGAGGCAGAGGCAGUCAACCGCUCAAUCACGGUGGCCAAUCAGACCAAUUGCCCCCUCUACAUCACUAAGGUGAUGAGCAAAAGUGCUGCUGAUGUCAUUGCCCUGGCCAGGAAGAAAGGCACUGUGGUGUAUGGAGAGCCCAUCUCAGCCAGCCUGGGCACCGAUGGGUCUCACUACUGGAGCAAGAACUGGGCCAAAGCUGCUGCCUUUGUCACAUCUCCACCCCUCAGCCCUGACCCCACCACCCCUGACUAUCUCAACUCUCUGCUGUCCUGUGGUGAUUUGCAAGUGACUGGCAGUGCCCACUGCACAUUCAAUACCUCUCAGCGUGCCGUGGGCAAGGACGAUUUCACCCUCAUUCCAGAGGGCACCAACGGCACGGAGGAGCGGCUGUCUAUAAUCUGGGACAAGUGUGUGGUGACGGGAAAGAUGGAUGAGAACCAGUUUGUGGCUGUCACCAGCACCAACGCCGCCAAGAUCUUCAACCUGUACCCGCGCAAGGGUCGCAUCGCCGUGGGCUCCGACGCCGACCUGGUGCUCUGGGACCCAGACGUCACCAAGAUCAUCUCGGCCAAGAGCCACAAUCUGGCUGUGGAGUACAACAUCUUUGAGGGGACAGAGGUACGUGGCGCUCCCCUGGUGGUGAUCAGCCAGGGCAAGAUCGUUCUGGAAGACGGUAACCUGCACACCACCGAGGGUUCAGGCCGCUACGUGUCUCGCAAACCCUUCCCCGACUAUGUCUACAAGAGGAUAAAGGCCCGCAGCAGGCUGGCUGAGCUGAGGGGGGUCCCGCGGGGUCUUUACGAUGGACCAGUGUGCGAGGUGUCAGCAACUUCUGCGAAGACCAUCACCCCAGCAACUUCUGCAAAGACCUCUCCGGCCAAACAGCCCCCCCAGCCUGUCCGCAACCUGCACCAGUCUGGAUUCAGUCUGUCUGGUGCGCAAGUUGAUGAUAACAUUCCUCGACGCACCACCCAGCGCAUAGUGGCGCCCCCUGGUGGGAGGGCCAACAUUACCAGCCUGGGUUAAGCUCCAUCACCUGCUGACUGGGGAGGGGGCAGCCAGGAAGCAGAGGGGCCCAGCCCAGAGAACAUGCCCACCACAGGAGCUGCAUCUGAGAAGAUCCCUGCAAGAAUCCCACCCCCCCCACCCCCCUUGCCCCCUAACCACUCCACUUCAUUCAGCGCACUACACCCAUUAUCCCUCAUGGAGACACCUACAGAAGCAGUUUUUGAAGAAUUCAUGUUUUAGCACUCCAGACUGUAUUAUUUAGUGUUUUAUACUGUACCUAUCUACCUGCCAUACGCCAUUUUGAGUUUUGAAAAGGAAGAGUCAAGUGAAUUGGCGAAGUUUUAGUUUUUUUUACGUUUUAAAGGAAAAAAAUUAUUUGCACAGACAAUACUGCUGUUUUCGAAAGCCAGUGUGUUGAAGACUUAGCAGCCCUUGAGCAUCAGUGUAAUAGCCUGUUCUUUCCAGUGUUGUGCAGGAUGUAGGAAUUCCAGAGUGACUGGUUGUUUUCAAAUGCAUUUCAGUAACCAACUUCGGAAGCCGGUCCUGGUUUGCCGGGGUGCUCCUUUAACUUGCUGAUGGGGAAGUCUUGGAAAGCUUGCAGCCAUUGGCUCUGAGUGAAUAAUGCAUUUUGUUGUGUCUGAGAACUCUGCCUUGACAGUGCUCUCAUGUGUGAGGGCACUGGAAAGAGAUCUGAAGGAGCCGGAGGCUGAGAACCGGCCUGCCAUUCCUGCACAAUGGCGUCUGUCGAGAGAGCGAGACAGAAAAACAGUGAGGUGAAGGAUAUUUUGUUCCUACGACUGGCUCUGUUUCCUGACAUUUUUCUCUCGGAAGUCAGUGGUCAUAUGUUACCAGAGUAGCAAAUGGUUAUGCUAACCCUCCUUGUUUUGAUUAAACUCAAAAUUCAGGCCUCAGAAAUGCAGUAGUACAGUCUACACAGCCCUUUUUGUCUUUGCAUCACAGUAGCUAGGAGUAAGUUCAUUGUGGUGUUAACAUUUUGUGAUUAGGACCCCCAUGGAGACCAGACCCCAAUAUCUUGUGUUUCCAAGAAUGCAGACCCUGCUUGAGACUACCUGGGUAAUUCAAGUUGAAGUUCAAUGGAAAGGGAAUGUCAUUCCCAUCUUAUCCUCACCACUUCCAUAUAUUUUUCCCUGCCUCUUUGGCUAGAUUCAGAACCCAUGUAAGACAUGUUGAUAUCAGGGUUUUUGCUACAGAAGUAAAACAAUGCAGGUUGUAAACUGUAAAAACAACUUGUAACAACCAAGCGAAUGGCUGCUAGAAUUUCUGUAUCUGAUUAUAUCUGACUUUUGGUGGCAGUCAGUAUUACUGUUAUAUUUUCCCCAAACAUACAUGAUAGAUGUGGCUUUUCUGAGGAAAGGGACAGUUGAAAUCCAGCUUCUUUUCUGGUCCCAGGGAGCCAUAAAACCUUAAGGAAAUCACUCAAUCAAUAGCUCUGCAGAGCAAUCUGUUUUCCAUUUAGCAAAGCAAUUUUCCAGUUGUGACCGCCCCCCCUCCCCCUCCCCCUCCCCCUCCCCUUUGCAUGUUAGAGAAACAUUGGCAUCAGUAACUAAACAGUCUCUCCCAUACAGUGAUCUCUCCAUAGACAGCAGGGUUUUAGUAAUGCACAUGGGAUUGUGGAGUAACUGCCUUCUCUCCCCUGUCUGGUUGUUGUUUGCACUAUUUUGGUACCUCACUGCAUGCAGAUCAUUUGAAAGGGGUUUUAUGUUUACGUUUACGGCAGCUGUAGGUACGGGAUAGUGGCUUUCGGUGAUUGUGUGGUAGUCAUGUACAGGAGAUCCAUAGGGAUGGGUCUGUAGCAUUCUUGUUGCCAUUCAGACUUAAAAGACCAGUUGUCUGUACUAGUCUACUAGUUUCAGAUUAGCUUUCUGGCCAGUCCUUCGGCUAGCCGAGGCUCAGCAGUCUAGGAAAAUGAAUUCACUUCAGUCUUCCUUUUUUCUCAUAUCGAUGCACUUGAUAUUUCCAUUUUUUAUAUUUUGUUUUUAUGUUUUUACUCUGCAUUUGUGUUUUUUUUUUAGAGCACACAUUCUUAAAAACCUUGGCUGUUAGUGUUUAGGGCAAGUACCCUAUUUGCUUGCUUGGUGUAGUAUGGCACACAUCUCUAGGCAUUAGGACAACAGAGGGUUAAAACAGGUAAUUUCCUUGCAUCCAUCAGCUAAAGGACUGCACUACAAAAUCAGGCAAGCCUGCUCUCUCUCGUGACUAAAAAACAUUUCCCUUGCUUUUCCAUCCCUCCUUUUCCUGCCGCCUUUAACUCCAGCCAUCCCAUUGCUGCAGUCAGAGCGUUGCCAGGACAACAGGCCUAUGAGCCACUCUGGCUGUGCUCUUUGUUUGUCAUGACAACGCUACUGGAUCAGAAGUUGCCCCUAGCAACCCCGCUGGACCUGGUGCUAUUAGAACAACACUGUCUGCGGAAACAUGGCAGCUCUCUCGCCGCACCAUUUUACAGCCACACCCGUUGCACAAAGCCCCAUUACCGCUCUCAGACUCCCCUCAUGAGCAAUAGCUGCUUCCUCUCUGCUAGUCUCCAUUGGCAACCCCUGCAGUUUGGACUCAUUAUAGUUAGCAACGGAACCAUCGUAUAUCAGUUUAUAAUUUAAGUUGUGAAGGUCAGAUUUAUUUUUAUUUGUAUGUAUAUUUGUUGUUUCAGGGUUUUUUUAUAUUUCCGUUACUAAAAACACUUCCCUGACUGACUGUUUUCACAAUGAUUUGUAUCUUAACUAGAUGCUAUUUCAGAUGGAAGAGCUGUACUUUGUGUGUGCUUUCCUAUUGUGUAUAUAAUCCUGCCAGUCCCCCACCCACCACCCCCCCAUUUAACUGGUUGUUGGAUGGGGUUCUUGGCUCCUCUAUUGAGUUUGUCAUGUUAUAGCUAUUGGAACCGUGGAAUCAGGAGGGCUUGGAGGACCACAUCCCAUGAUCCCUGUGGGUGUGAAAGAGGACCAUCUGCCCUCAGUAUUUUGCCUCCCACUCAUCUCCCACACUUUCUUUAAGAGUCUGGUGUGAGCCAAAAUACCUGUCUUGAAUAAUGCAUGACAGAACACACCAGCGCUUGAUGCACAGGAACUCACGCAUUUGUGCUGAUUCUUCUGCACUCCACACUGCUGAACACUUCCCCCAUCUUGCCUUUUCACAUUUUUUUUCUGUUCCAUGCUAGUAUGUGAUGUAGGCAAAGUGCAGUUUGAGGUUUUGUUUUUCAUUUCUUUUUUUAAUUUGAUGUCCAUUUUUACCAUUCAUUUUCAGAAUCCUCAUAUUGCUACCCCUUUCCAGGCCAUUGUAAAAGUGAAACUGUUGAUGGUGUAUGUUUCGUAGGUUAUGGGAUUCAAGGAUGCUUUUCCCUGAAAGCAUCAGAUCCCAUUGAUGGUUACGUAAAAUGGUUGAAAAAAUUAAAAACAAAAUAAAAAUA
Messenger RNA from Anguilla anguilla (European eel), 5903 nucleotides. RefSeq names its product dihydropyrimidinase like 2a (gene dpysl2a). Bases 548 to 2503 code for a protein of 651 amino acids. The record is from RefSeq and is a predicted model, not a curated record. The transcript is spliced from 14 exons. Gene Ontology annotation, cellular component: cytoplasm; cytosol. Lineage: Eukaryota; Metazoa; Chordata; Actinopteri; Anguilliformes; Anguillidae. Gene Ontology annotation, molecular function: hydrolase activity, acting on carbon-nitrogen (but not peptide) bonds, in cyclic amides.